This is a messenger RNA of Vigna unguiculata (cowpea), 825 nucleotides long. RefSeq lists its product as uncharacterized. NCBI's taxonomy places the organism in Eukaryota, Viridiplantae, Streptophyta, Magnoliopsida, Fabales, Fabaceae. The record is from RefSeq and is a predicted model, not a curated record.
GUCAAGCUAAGCAGGGAAAUGUCUACACAUCGAGAAUGGAUGUAUAAUAGGCUUCUUCCUGGUCGAGAGGCAUACACAAAUGAGUUUUUAAGUGGCCUUGAAGAGUUUAUGGCUUUUGCUUGUCGACAACCAAAUUUGAGUGAAGGAAAAAUACGAUGUCCAUGCAAGGAAUGUAAAAAUGAGAAUGGUGCAUCUCUUCACACUGGUGGAUCAAUUCCUCAUCGUUUGCAUUGGAAGAGAAUGAAGGAGGAGAAAGGAGCAAAUCCAUCAUUAACUGAGUUUUAUUUUCGUACGCAUCGAAGAAAAAAGGACCAAAGUUGGGUUGGUCUUCAUGCAAAAUUGGCCUUUGACAAAUUUGAACAAAGAAAACGUGAGUUAACAUCUCAAGGCAAUAUGGAGAAUGCUAGUGAUGGUGAACAAUCCAUUCACGAAAAUCCAUCUGAUUGGGAUAUAUGGAUUGACUCAGUUGGUAAGAAAAAGGGAAGGGUAUUUGGUCUUGGAUCUGUGGGUAGAAUGUUUAUUUCAACCUCAAGUCAACAGUUACAUUUUGAGGAAGUUGAUACUUUAAGAAGUCAGAUUCAAGCAUUAAAUGAAUCAUUACAAAGACAAGAAGAAGAAAAGGUAGAAAUGAAAAGAGAGUUGCAAAAACAAAGAAAAGAUAAAAUAGAAAUGAGAAAAGAGUUGACUGAGACAAAAAAUCAAGUAAUAGCUUUAAUGCAACAUUUAGGAUAUGUGGCAUCCUCUUCUCAUCAAUCUUUAUCAUCUCCACAUACCAAUGAGGAUGAGGAUGACAACGAUAGUGACCAUACAGAAGAUGGUUAUUGA